UUAAGUUACAUUAGUAAAUUUAUAAAAAAUACAAAAAUGAAAAUAUCAAAUUUGCAAGAUUUUUAUACAAUUAAAUUAUUGUAAAUAAAUACUCCAUUUCAGAUUCUCAUUGUUAAUUAUUUCUAUAAUCUUUACUUUUUAAUUAAUCACUAGUAGUUUCUAAAUUUAGAUUCCUCUAAGAAUAAAGUAAACUGGGCUCAGAAUACAUGUAGUAGUAAAUAACUUUAAAUAGCAAUGGGAAUACAAAACAGACACAAGGGGUUAUUCGUUAGUAAAGGAACAACCAUUUUAACUGCAAAACCCUUUGCUUAUGUUUUACGGUCCUUAUAUCAUAACGAACGAUGUGACCAUUGUUUACAAAGUGGAAAACUCUUCAGAUGUUCUGCUUGCCAAUAUGUUUAUUAUUGUAACCAGUCUUGUCAACAAGGCUCUUGGCCUGUUCAUAGCACAGAAUGUGCAAAUUUAAAAAGAGUUUCACCAAAAAUUGUGCCAGAUAUGGCACGACUAAUGGCACGUAUAAUUAUAAAGCUAAAUCAAGGUGGAAGUGAUGAAAUAGAAUAUUACAGUAAAACUAAAUUUAGAAAAUUUAAGGAUUUAAUGUCCCAUUAUUCUGAUAUAAAGAAAGAUGAAAAGAAAAUGGAACAUUUCAUGUUUCUCUGUGGUGUUUUGUUUGGAUUUCUUGGAGAUGGACCUAUUCUAAAUUCUGCAGAAUUAAUGGGUAUUUAUGGCAGAAUUUGUAUUAAUUCUUUUAAUAUAUUUGAUUUGGAUAUGAAUAGUAUUGGUGUUGGAAUUUAUCUGGCACCUUCUAUUGUGGACCAUAGUUGUAUACCUAAUGCUGUAGCUACCUUUGAGGGAACUACUAUAAGUAUUAGAACCAUAAAAGAUCUUCCUUGUUUAGAUUGGUCUCAGAUAAGGAUAUCAUAUAUUGAUGUACUUAAAACAACAAAAGAGAGGCGUACUGAACUACAAAGUUCAUAUUAUUUUUGGUGUAACUGUAAAAAAUGUGAAGAACCAGAACCAAUGGUAGAAGCAGCUAAAUGUCCAAAUAAAUUGUGUAAAACUCCUUGCUUUCUUGACAUAGAUAGCUGUUCAGAAUGUAACACAAAAUUAUCAGAAAAAUUUAAAGAAACUUUUAAUGAAGUAUCUAGUUUUACAGCACACCAUUUACAGAACAUGAAAAAUAUGGCUUAUUUAGAUGUAAGUAAGAUGUGCCUCGAAAAACAAGAAGACGUUUUAUAUUCUCUAAACUUACAACAUGUACAAACUUUACAAACUGCUUUUGAUUCUUCUAUAAGUUUGGAACAUUGGGAAGAAGCUGAGUACUAUGCUAAGAAACUAAUUACUGGUUACUUAGUGUACUAUGGAGAGAUUCAUCCAUUGACUGGAUUAUUAUACCUUAUGAUAGGAAAGAUUCAGUUAUAUUUAGAAAAGCCAAAACAAGCUUUUGAAGCAUUAAAGAAAGCAAAUGGAAUAUUGGCUAUUACACAUGGAGAACAGCAUACGUUAAUUCGGGAAAAUUUGAAACCUCUUCUUUAUCAGGCUACUAUAGAAGGACUUAAAUAAUGUAUUUUUUUUUUUACAUUUAAUAGGAUAUAAUUGUGUAUAAUAUAUUGACAAUGUGUAAUUUGUAGUAAAUCAUUCUAAUAUCGAACAAAAAUGAAAUUUCUAAUCCUAACAGAAAAGUCAUUCUUGUUAAUCUAUGAAAUAUAACAGCAUAAUAGUAUAACAAUACAAUGUAAACAUUUAAAAUGUCAUUUUCAUUACUACCAACCUUAAAAUUUAGUUUCUCGUUCAUUCUAUAG
Molecule: messenger RNA, 1802 nt
Organism: Osmia bicornis bicornis
Lineage: Eukaryota; Metazoa; Arthropoda; Insecta; Hymenoptera; Megachilidae
Gene: Smyd3
Product: histone-lysine N-methyltransferase SMYD3
Exons: 7
Coding region: 235-1563 (442 amino acids)
Cellular component (GO): nucleus
Molecular function (GO): protein binding
Source: RefSeq, a predicted model, not a curated record